This is a messenger RNA of Ostertagia ostertagi, 405 nucleotides long. NCBI's taxonomy places the organism in Eukaryota, Metazoa, Nematoda, Chromadorea, Rhabditida, Trichostrongylidae. The record is from the annotation of a GenBank genome assembly.
AUGUAUUCGCAGAGCCGUCUGGAUACCAUUCGCGAGUACAAUUUCGACGGAUUCCACGUGGUAUUUCUGCCAUUCGCUGAAGACGUUCGUGACGUGUCUGAUAAGAUGAAGUGUCCUCAAGGAGAGUGGCCAAAACGUAUUGUGUUACUGGGUUUUAAACCGAUAUCGGAGAUCAACUUUGAAAACCACAUCCAACCGUCACGAUUUCUCUAUCCGGAUGAGAGUUCAGUGAUCGGAUCGGCAUGCUUGUAUCGCGCAUUGUUGGAGCGAUGUUGGGCUAGGAAGAUGGCGAUGAUCUGCCGGUUUUGCUCGCGAGCCAACCAGAAGGUGCGACUGGUGGCACUGAUACCGCAGAUGUCGGCAAAGAGCGAGUGCUGUGUUUAUAGACAUAGAGCUGUAAACUAG